Molecule: messenger RNA, 1971 nt
Organism: Moesziomyces antarcticus
Lineage: Eukaryota; Fungi; Basidiomycota; Ustilaginomycetes; Ustilaginales; Ustilaginaceae
Product: vacuolar protein
Exons: 2
Coding region: 1-1971 (656 amino acids)
Biological process (GO): nucleotide catabolic process
Cellular component (GO): cytosol
Molecular function (GO): hydrolase activity
Source: RefSeq, a predicted model, not a curated record
AUGAAGGCAACACAUCAGUCAACAGCCGCUGUCAAAUUUAUGCAUCCCCCGCACGCACGCCACACCACCAAUGCGAUCGUGCUCGCUGGCUUUGCCGCCGCUUGCCCAGGCAUCGACCACGCGCAGGGCCUGGCUCCCCGCACUCCUGAUCAUUCGAUCCAGCCGAGCGGCGGCGAAACACUCCUUCGCGAUCUCACUUGGGGCGAUAUGGUGGCUCUACACCUCACAGACGUUCACGGCUGGUAUCAAGGGCACAAAAAGCAGAGCGAGCCUGAACCCAACUAUUCAGGCGACUGGGGCGACUUUGCCUCGUUCGUAUCGCACAUGCGCAAGCUCGCCAAGAAGAAGGGAGUCGAUCUGAUCCUUGUCGACACGGGAGAUCUACACGACGGAGCAGGUCUUAGCGAUGGCUACCCUGCCGGCCAGGUCGACGGCCAGGUUUCGAACCAGUUCCACGCCAUGGUCGACUUUGAUCUCCUCACAGUUGGCAAUCACGAGCUGUACAAGUAUGAGAACGCUUGGAACACCUUGACCGAGUUUGUCCCAAAGACUCACGGUCGCUACAUGGGCUCCAACGUCAAAGUCAGCCAUGCUCCACCUCGCGGCGGCGGAGCCAACGUGACCUACAACUUUGGCGAGCAGUUCGUCAAGUUCAAGACCGACCACGGACGCAAGGUGACUUCGCUCGGUGUGCUCUUCAACUUCACCGGUGCCGACCAGGGCAUCACUGUCCAGGACCCAGCCAAGAUGGUCCUCGAGCCGUGGUUCGCCGACGCGAUCAAGGAUGAGCCCGACGUCUUCAUCGUCACGGGCCACAUGCCCGUGCGCAAGGACCAGUUCCCCGUCGUCAUAGACGCCAUCCGCAAGCUGCACCCGACCACUCCCAUCAUGGUGCUCGGCGGACACUCGCACAUCCGCGACUGCACCACGUACGACAAGUACUCGAUGGGCAUCGAGUCUGGCCGCUACCUCGAGACCAUCGGCUGGCUCUCGAUGAACUUUACGCAGGACGGCCCAACGUUCAGCCGCUCGUACAUCGAUGCCAACCGUCGCAACUACGCCUACCACGCCGGCCUCUCGUCCAAGCCCACCAAGUUCGACACGGCGCUCGGCAAGAAGAUCACGCGCCAGAUGAACCAGGUCGCCGACGCGUGGAACCUCUCGCACGUCUACGGCAACGCCCCGCAGGACUACUACCUGCAGCGCGUGCCCAUCAACGACACGUCGUCGCUCAUCAACUUUAUGACGAACAAGGUGCUGCCCACGGUCAUCUCGACGUCCAACGCGGAGCGCAAGGGCGUGCCCAACCUCGUGAUCGCCAACAGCGGCUCGCAGCGCUUCGACCUCUACGCGGGACCCUUCACCAAGAACGACCAGUACAUCGUGUCGCCGUUCACCGACGCAUUCCAGUACAUCAAGGACGUGCCGUACCAGUACGCUAGCCAGAUCAUCCACAGUCUCAACCACGACAAGGCGGCGCAGGCGUCGAGCAGGAGACGCAGCGCCGAGGACGACGAGGUGGAAAAGGAUCUGUAUGCCAAGGGCCACGUGUCGCACAUCUACAACCGCUGGAUGAAGGAGCAGCACCACUUUGCGUCGAACGAGGCUGCGCUCGACCUGGCCAAGCUCGAUGCGCGUGCUGCUGCGGCGCAGGCUCAGCGCACGCUCGGCUACGUGACCAAGGACGACUGCCCUGGCGAUGGCGACGACACCAUCCACAACGCCAUCCCCUUUGCGUCGGUGCCGGACUACGUGCAGAGCCCCGUGACGGGCGACAAUGUCGGACCGACCGACAAGGUGGACGUCAUCUUCCUCGAUUUCAUCGCCAAGAACGUCGUGCGCAUCCUCAACGGCCUCCAGACCGAGCGCACCUACUCGCUCUCGGACGUGGCGGCGUACAACCAGUACACCACCCAGGACAUCUACCCGCUCUAUGCCGAGCAGGUGUGGGCCAAGAACGCCACUGCCUAG